UACAUCCCAAAACUUCUUACAAAAUAUCCCGUCUUUCCAGCACACACAGUCACACACACUGUAAAGAGGAACCCAACUCAAAUUACUUACAUAGCUUCUAUUGGAAGGUUCCCAUGGCUCUCCAAGCUGCGUCCCUGCUUCCCUCUGCUUUCUCCAUCUCCAAAGAGGGCAAGACCAGUGCAUCUUUGAAGGACUCUAGUCUAUGUGGACUUUCAUUCUCAGAUCAUCUAAAAGCAGACUUCAGCUGCUCUGCAUUAAGGUGCAAGAGGGACUUCGACCAAAGAAAGCUACCUGUUGGAGGCAUAAGAGCCCAGGUGAUGGCUACAACUCCAGCCCUUAACACGGCUGCACCAGAAGGAAAGAAGACCUUAAGAAAGGGCAGUGUUGUGGUCACUGGAGCAUCCUCUGGAUUAGGUCUGGCCACAGCCAAGGCUUUGGCUGAAACAGGCAAAUGGCAUGUAAUUAUGGCCUGCAGGGACUUCCUUAAGGCUGAAAGAGCAGCAAAGUCGGCCGGCAUUGCCAAGGAAAACUACACCAUUAUGCAUCUAGACCUUUCUUCGCUCGACAGUGUCCGACAGUUUGUUGAUAACUUCAAACGAUCGGGUCGACCACUUGAUGUGCUGGUUUGCAAUGCAGCCAUCUACCAACCGACUGCUAAGGAGCCUUCAUUUACAGCUGAAGGGUUUGAACUCAGUGUUGGGACGAACCAUCUAGGACACUUCCUGCUUUCGCGAUUGAUGCUCGACGACUUGAAGCAAUCUGAUUACCCAUCAAAGCGACUCAUCAUUGUCGGUUCAAUUACAGGUAACACAAAUACCUUGGCUGGGAAUGUGCCUCCAAAGGCCAACCUUGGAGACUUGAGGGGACUUGCUGGAGGAUUGAACGGACUAAACACCUCAUCCAUGAUCGAUGGUGGAGAUUUUGAUGGAGCCAAGGCAUACAAGGACAGCAAGGUCUGCAACAUGCUCACCAUGCAAGAGUUCCACCGUCGUUACCAUGAGGAUACUGGGAUCACAUUUGCUUCCCUCUACCCAGGUUGCAUUGCCACAACAGGCUUGUUCAGGGAGCACAUCCCCUUGUUCAGACUUCUCUUCCCUCCAUUCCAGAAGUACAUCACCAAAGGCUAUGUCUCCGAGGAAGAAGCUGGAAAGAGACUUGCACAGGUGGUGAGCGAUCCAAGCUUGACAAAGUCAGGCGUCUACUGGAGCUGGAACAAGGACUCAGCUUCAUUUGAGAACCAAUUGUCUCAAGAAGCUAGUGAUACAGAGAAAGCUCGUAAGGUUUGGGAACUUAGUGAGAAACUUGUUGGUUUGGCUUAGAAGAGACUAAUCUCCAUUGAGAGAGCAGAGGACAUUUCUGUAGAUCUGGUACAGAAUUUGGAUUUGGAUGCUGUGGUUUUCUAAGCAGUUCUCUUCUAAAAAUUAGAUAAUUCUGAGUUGAAGUUGUCAAUAAAAUAGCUCCCUCUGUUUCAAAGGCAA
Cornus florida is the source of this 1478-nucleotide messenger RNA. Its product is annotated as protochlorophyllide reductase, chloroplastic. The coding region runs from base 114 to 1319 and encodes 401 amino acids. The record is from RefSeq and is a predicted model, not a curated record. Gene Ontology annotation, molecular function: protochlorophyllide reductase activity. The transcript is spliced from 5 exons. Lineage: Eukaryota; Viridiplantae; Streptophyta; Magnoliopsida; Cornales; Cornaceae.